AACUACAACUGAAGCUCCAACCACAACAAUUGCACCAACAACUACUACUGAAGCUCCAACCACAGAGAACAUCCUGAAAACCACAACUGAAGUGUUAACCACAACUAAUGCAUCAUCUGCAGCUGCAGCUGCAACCACAACAGCCAUCCCAACAACUACAACUGAAGCUCCAACCACAGCUAAUGCACCAUCAACAACAACUGAAGCCCCAACCAACACAACUAUUGCACCAACAACAACUGAUUCUCCAACCACAACAAUUGCACCAACAACUACAACUGAGGUUCCAACCACAACAAUUACAUCAACAAGUACAACUGAAGCUCCAACCAUAACAAAUUCACCAACAUCUACAACUGAAGCUCCAACCACAACUACUGCACCAACAACUACAACUGAAGCUCCAACCACAACUACUGCACCAACAACUACAACUGAAGCUCCAACCACAACUAAUGCACAAACAACAAGUGCAUCUCCAAGCACAACAAACAUCCCAACAAGUACAACUGAAGGUCCAACAGCACCUAAUGCACCAAUAUCAACUGUACCUCCAACCAUAACAAUCUCACCAACAACCAUAACUGAAUCUCCAACCACAACAAUUGCACCAACAAGUACAACUGAAGCUCCUACCACAACAAAUUCACCAAUAACUACAACUGAAGCUCCAACCACAGCUAAUACACCCACAACUACAACUGACGGUCCAACCAUAACAAAUUCAUCAACAACUACAACUGAAGCUCCAACCACAACUAAUUCACCAGCAACAUCUGUACUCUCAACUACACCAAACAUCCUAACUACAACUGAGGCUACAACAACCACAUAUGCACCAACAACUACACCUCAUGCUCCAACAACAACAAAUGCACCAACAACUGCAGCUGUUGGAACCACAGGCUUUGUUGUUAUGAACACCACAACAACCAUGAAUUUGGUUCCUUCUACUGCUCCACAGACACCCCUCAUAACAACUGCUGCUCUGUCUACCUCUGAUUCAACAUCUGCAAUCACUGCAGGAUCCUCCCCUGUAACUAAUGCCGCAGCAGCCUCAACAACUGAAGGUGCUUCUGUCGCCGUGACAACAAAUUCUCCAGCUGCAACAAAUACAACUACAACAACAGCUGCAAACUCAGUGACUUCCCCAACAGCUGCCACGAGUGGUGUACCUGUGGUUGUUGCACCGACUGUCUCUGGGGGUUCCUCUGGUGCAUCAGCAACCACAGCACCACCAACCACCAUCGGGACGGUGCUGAUCUUCAUCCGCUUUGUGUUCUACACCCUGAAUCCAGUCCCCAGUGAGAGCCAGAUUCUCAGCCUCGCCAGCACACUGUUAGACUCUCGCGUCAGGAGUCUGAACGACCCCCAGAAACUGCAGAAUGUCACUUAUGAGAAAUUAUCAGACUUUUCCUUCGCUAUCAACGUGGCCUACCAGAUACUCAACGUGAGCAUGUCAGAGAACAUGGGACUGAGAAAUGAGACUUACAACCUCAUCCAGGACUCUGUGAACAACCUGCUGAAUAUAAUUCUGAACAAACCCGGGGCGAAUCCUUUCGUCUUUCCACGAGCGAAUUACACGAGCAUGCCUAACCAAAUUGAGGCUGACGUGCAGUACGUCUUUCGGGAAGGUGACAUUAACCAACCCAGUGCUUUCCUGGCUGCCAUUCUGAAAGUCUCUGGCCUGGCCACCACUGCUGCCCCAACAACAACCACGACCACAACCACUACAACCACGACCACCACGACCACGGCCAGCCCCACAGUCCUGCUGCCCACGGCCACGGGGAACAGCACGGUGGCGGGAGGGAGCUUCCCUGGCUGGGCUCUGGCCAUCAUCAUACCCUGCGGUAUCGCCAUCAUCCUGGUGCCCUGUUGGAUCCUCCUGUGUUGCCUGCUGUGUGGCUGCUGUGCAGCUCUUAGAAGACGCUGGCACAGGAGACGGUCCUACAACGUGCAAUACACCACACGGAACAGCCUCUUCUGAGAAGACCCAUCUGGCAUUUAUCCAUAUAAGUGCGAUGGUUUGGACAACAUUGACAGGAAUUACCAUGAAAAGAACUACAUCUCCCACAAUGCUGCGGUGCACCAGCCUUGCUGUCUCCACUUCCCUCCCUUCU
Messenger RNA from Megalops cyprinoides (Indo-Pacific tarpon), 2123 nucleotides. RefSeq names its product mucin-5AC-like. The transcript has 9 exons. The record is from RefSeq and is a predicted model, not a curated record. Bases 917 to 1990 code for a protein of 357 amino acids. NCBI's taxonomy places the organism in Eukaryota, Metazoa, Chordata, Actinopteri, Elopiformes, Megalopidae.